UGUCGCCGGGAUUUCGAUUAAACAUAAUUUUCUACACUCAAAUAAAGAACGAACAGUAGUGAGAGAAAACUAACUAAGCAAAGAGAGAGAGAGAGAGAUGAGACUCUGUGGUUGACAAACUCUUUUGCCUCUCUCACAGACAAAAGAUAACUUAUUUUCUUUUCCUUUUCCUUUUCAGUGGUGGUCUUGCUUAAAAUAUUUGGCAAGAGAAGAGAGACUCUGUCUGAAGAAAAAGCUAAAGAGUUUUAAAGACUUGUGUGAUGAUUCUUAGCAAAAGAGUGUUUGAAGACUUCUGAAGUGUUUAGCAGUAAAGAGAGAGAGAAAGACAAAGAGGAGAGACAUGGUGGGCUCAGGAGUUGGAGGAGGAGAUAGAAGCAAAGAUGCUGUAGGAAUGAUGGCACUUCAUGAAGCACUUAGAAGCGUCUGUCUUAACUCCGACUGGAUUUACUCUGUUUUCUGGACCAUUCGUCCCCGACCGAGGGUCCGUGGUGGUAAUGGCUGCAAGAUUGGUGAUGAAAGUGGCAGCUUGAUGUUGAUGUGGGAAGAUGGUUUCUGCGGAGGAGGAAGAGGAAGUGGUGAAGAUCUUUGUGUGGAACCAGACAUUGAAGGUGAAGAUCUUGUCAGAAAAGCUUUCAGCAAGAUGUCCAUUCAGUUAUAUAAUUAUGGAGAAGGAUUGAUGGGUAAAGUUGCUUCUGAUAAAUGUCACAAGUGGGUAUUCAAAGAACCAUCUGAAUCUGAACCAAAUCUUGCUAAUUACUGGCAAAGUUCUUUUGAUGCUCUUCCUCCAGAAUGGACCGACCAAUUCGAAUCAGGCAUCCAGACCAUUGCUGUGAUUCAAGCUGGACAUGGUCUGUUACAGUUAGGUUCUUGCAAGAUUAUUCCAGAAGAUCUUCAUUUUGUGCUGAGGAUGAGACAAAUGUUUGAAUCAAUUGGUUACAGAUCAGGUUUUUACCUCUCGCAGCUCUUCUCUUCAAACCGAACCGCGACUACUCCAUCUUCUUCCACGGUUCCAAACCAGUUACCUCAGUCUCAAGCUUAUAACUGGGGAUCACACUCUCCAUUGUUACCUUCCCCUAGCUUUCAGAAUCAACUACCAGUACCAGCAGCAUCAACCCGAUUCGGUUUCCUUCAAGAUAGCAAUGCACCUCCUCUUCCUCAGAUGUUUCCUCCAAUGGAAGAACACGAAGAUGACAUCAAAUGGCCUAAUGGUUUGUCACUCUUCAAUGCCUUGACUGGCCGUGCAGACGAAGCUAGUAGGCUUUUGUUUAACCAAGAGCAGCAAAACCCUAUGAAUGUCGAGAACCAGAACGAGUUCUUGAGCGUUGAAGGUCAUCAUCAUCAACAUCAUCCUAACAAGUUUAGAAGAAGCUAUACAUUGCCAGCAAGAAUGGAUUCUUCAUCAUCAUCGACCUCACUCGAUCAGCAACCACCACUGGAGUUUAGGAACACUAAUAAUAACCCCGGAAGCAACUCAGGUUUGUACCCUGACGUUAUGGAGACGUUCUUGAGGUGAUUUGAACAAGUUCAAGAUUCAGGGUUAUAAGGACAGAGAUAUAACAAAAAGCUUUGGAUGCUAAGGCUAAGUUUUAGCUUAUGCUUUCUAUAUAAAUACAUGAACUCUGUUUGGUCUUUCUUUCUUCUUGUUGUUGUUAUUGUACCAUAUUGUCUGAUUGUUUUUGCUUUUAUGCCAAAGACUGUUUAAACAUUUGAAGAUACUUUAAAAGCACAUUACUGA
Molecule: messenger RNA, 1735 nt
Organism: Capsella rubella
Lineage: Eukaryota; Viridiplantae; Streptophyta; Magnoliopsida; Brassicales; Brassicaceae
Product: protein RICE SALT SENSITIVE 3
Exons: 7
Coding region: 341-1513 (390 amino acids)
Source: RefSeq, a predicted model, not a curated record